This is a messenger RNA of Harmonia axyridis, 672 nucleotides long. RefSeq lists its product as uncharacterized. The coding region runs from base 2 to 625 and encodes 207 amino acids. Gene Ontology annotation, cellular component: extracellular region. The transcript has a single exon. Lineage: Eukaryota; Metazoa; Arthropoda; Insecta; Coleoptera; Coccinellidae. The record is from RefSeq and is a predicted model, not a curated record. Gene Ontology annotation, biological process: lipid transport. Gene Ontology annotation, molecular function: lipid binding.
GAUGAAUCAGUUCUUCCUGGUUUGUAAUUCAAGCAUCAUCAACAUGAACAAGUUCAUCGCUACCACAAUCUUGUGCUUGAUCGCCUUCCAGGCAUCAAUGACCACCGCAAAGGUAGUCCCUGUGCAAAAAUCAGUUUUUGAAACUCUCGCCGAAGAUGCCCGCAAUGUUGUCAAAAGUUUCGCCGACGCCACUGGAAUCAGUACCCUCAGCUCCGAAAAAGUAAUCCAAACCAUCGAGAUCGAUGCCAAAAAAGUUGCAGCCAACAUCGAUAGUUUCGUUGAACAAGUGAAGAAGGACGUUGAUGCAAACAAACCAGAAUUAGACAAGGUGAUCAAACAGGUGAAAACAGAACUGAUCAAAACUUCCGAAUCUCUGAAGAAAUUGGCUGGACCUGAAGCAACCAAGAAGGUAGAAGAAGUAACAAAAGCCCUAGAGAAGAACCUCAACGAAGCCAUCGAACAAGUCAACAAAGUAGUCAAAGCAGUGCAACCUAGUGCUGAGAAGUUGAGGACCGACCUUGAAGCCAGUGGAAAAGUUGUGCUGAAAUCAAUUGUUGAUGGAGCUAAGAACAUUGGAAAGAUCGUAGAUGAAACUGUGAAGAAAGUUGAGAAAUCUUUGAAAUGAAAGCAUUUGUAAUAUACCAUUCUGAAUAAAAAGUUUAAAUCAUUGCA